AGAUGCAAAUCUAUUAUAAAAGUUCUUCAUGCUACGUAAUGGAGAAAUAGGAAGGCAUAUAUAUAGCUUAUCUCAUAUAGCCAGUCAAAGGCGACACUGAAAUACAAUAUUACAUACAAAUGUCAAAUUUUGCUUGUUACAACAAUUAAUAUUAUAUUGUGAAUUAUACAAUGAGAGAUUUAUUAGAGCUGUAUGGUACAGAGGAUGACAAUCCAGUUUCUGUGCUUGUGCGAAGAAUGCAAAUACCCGUGAUAGCAGGCAUUGGUACUGGAUUAGCACUUCAAGCUUCAAAAGGUAUACUUGAAACCCCUGCUACAUUUGGAAGAAUAGCAUAUACCACAUUACCUAUUUGUGGUAUAGGUUUUUACUAUCUUGCUGGUACUUAUAUAACAGAACGUAUAAGAGGAAAAGAUAGUACAAUGAAUCAUCUAAUAGGAGCAUAUUGUACUUUUCCAGUGCUUCGAAAAUUUCUGCCUUUGGGUUAUACUACGGCAAUACUAUUUUUUAUUAGUUUACCUUUAUAUGCAGUGGUACGUGGUUUUAAAGAAAGUGAAAAUCGAUUGCCUUUUUCACAAUCUCUGAAUUAUACGUUACAAAACACAGGUUUUAAAAUGAAUGUGUGGUUACAAAAUAAGUCAUCAGAACCCUAUGUUAAGCGUGAAUCAUAUAAUAUAUUUACAGUUCCUUCCAAGUAAAGCAAUUAUAAACUGAAUAUAACAUAUAGUUUAUUGUAGUCACGUUUAUUGUAUAUUUAUUCAUAUAUAAUUUCAAUAAAUACAAAAAUCCUAAACUAUGA
Bombus terrestris (buff-tailed bumblebee) is the source of this 796-nucleotide messenger RNA. RefSeq lists its product as uncharacterized. Lineage: Eukaryota; Metazoa; Arthropoda; Insecta; Hymenoptera; Apidae. Bases 171 to 695 code for a protein of 174 amino acids. The transcript has 3 exons. The record is from RefSeq and is a predicted model, not a curated record.